AUGGGUCACCGUGAACUGGAAGCAGCCGGCUUCUCUCUGGUCUUGCUGGGCUGGCUAGUGGCCAUUAUCAGCUGUAGCCUGCCCUUGUGGCGUGUGAUGAAAGUUUCUGAAGAGACCAGCCUUUGGGAGGGCCUAUGGAACCUCUGUGAUGCGGAAAGACUCCGGAACGUGAGCUGCAUGCCCUACAACUCACUCCUGGUCAUGCCACAGGAGCUGCGGGGGUCUCGAGUUCUAGUGGUCAUCUGCAUCAUCAUCAUCUCGAUGGGUUUGCUGCUGUACAUGAUCAGAGAUAAGCUCAUCACAGAUGAGUCAAAUAUGAACAAUGAAGGAAAGAUCAAGAUGGCGGCAAGUGGGUUGUUCCUGGGGGCUGGUCUGCUGCUGCUGGUGUCUGUGUCCUGGGUUACACACAACGUCAUCAUUGGCAUGGACAACUCUACAAAGUUCCACCAGUGGAAACCAGAGAUGGGAGCCUCAGUCUACCUGGGCUGGCUCAGCUCCCUGCUGCUUCUCCUGGGAGGGGCCCUGCUGGGAGGGACACUGCAGUAG
Messenger RNA from Peromyscus eremicus (cactus mouse), 546 nucleotides. Its product is annotated as claudin-13-like. Gene Ontology annotation, molecular function: structural molecule activity. The transcript has a single exon. Lineage: Eukaryota; Metazoa; Chordata; Mammalia; Rodentia; Cricetidae. Bases 1 to 546 code for a protein of 181 amino acids. The record is from RefSeq and is a predicted model, not a curated record. Gene Ontology annotation, biological process: bicellular tight junction assembly; cell adhesion. Gene Ontology annotation, cellular component: plasma membrane; bicellular tight junction.